Messenger RNA from Dufourea novaeangliae, 6897 nucleotides. Its product is annotated as protein split ends-like. The record is from RefSeq and is a predicted model, not a curated record. The transcript is spliced from 3 exons. Bases 1 to 6897 code for a protein of 2298 amino acids. Lineage: Eukaryota; Metazoa; Arthropoda; Insecta; Hymenoptera; Halictidae.
AUGAAAGAGAAACAACGGAACAAGAGAAGUCGCUCCGAGAAAGAGUCGAGGGAACGAAGCCCAAGAGUCUCCCACGAAACGGACAAAGAAUUCCUAUCGAGGCUGGAACUUUCUAAACGGAACGAUUCGAACUCGCCGAGCGAACAGACUCAGGUCAGCUCGAAUCAUUCCCGAGAGAUACAACAACACCAUCAGCAACAAUCUGCCUUGAACUUGCACAGUGACGUGGACGACGGUCCGUUGUCUACUCACGAUAUGCAAGUGGCAAGGCAUCCGUCCGCUACCGACACGGACAGCGAUGAACCAAAGAAACACUCGAUCUUUGAUAUCGUUGACGACGAGCCCGCUUACAUCAGUAUGUACGACAAGGUGAAGGCACGAUCGACCAAGAACAUGCAGAAGCUCGAGGAGGAGAAACGUCAAGUGCGUCUGAAGGACAAGUUCUCGCAGUUGAAGCAAAGUCGAGCCAGACGGGAGGAGAAGAAGCAGAGCACCUCGUGGGACGGGGAUUCGGUGUCCAGCAAAGCUCUGACGGAGGACGAGGCUACGUCCGAGUCGGACUCGGCCAGAGCCAAGUCGCUGUCCAGAAAGGGCUCUCGGUCGCGAAUUCACUCCGACACCAGUGAAGAGGACGAAGCGUUCAACAACAAGAUCAGAAAGGUGAAGACCGAGAGGUUCCUGGAGAGCGACGUCGAUCUCGGAUUCGCCGACACCGAGGAGAAACAUAAUCCUCUGGACACCUCGAAUGUGGUCAGUAGUGUCCAUGCGAAUGUGAAGGAGGAACCUCGUACGUCGGACGACGAUGAACGAAUUUCCGUUGGUUUCCGCGUAAACCAUCCCGCGAUUGUCGUUAAUAAUCACGAGAGGGACUCGCGCAAGAAGUCGCAUAAGAAGAAACAGAAACGACAGAAGAACUCGAUGUCGAACGAGGACAGUUUGAAAACCGAGUCCUUGGAGAGUAUCGAGCACAAGGCCAAGUCGAACAUCACCAGCAAUGUGGACGGUCGACCGAAUCACACGUCAGAGCCCAUUACCGUUGCGAACACGACCACUUCCGUGACGACGGUGUUGGAGAACACCGAGGAGAGGAUACGAUCCGACAAGAAGCAACGGAACAAGAAGGACAAAAGAAGAGACAGGAACGGAGACGAUAAGGCUAAAGCGAGGAGGAAGAGGAUCAACAGGCAAGAAGCUAGGGAUUCGCAGCGUAUGGAAGACAUCUUCGGUCCUUUAUCGGAUGACGUUGAUGAUGGUCCGUCGAACACGUUCUUCAACCGACUGGGCAGUAUUCCAUCGGAGAACAACACCUACGCUUCCGACAGUGACGGUGGUCAUAGUCCGGUGUUGGACGUGGAACGAGUGAGAAGAAAGACUGAGAAGAAGCGUCGUCAUCAACCAGAAGACGAGAACAGCGUGGACCUGGCGGAGGCCGGCCGGGAAAUCGAAGCGAAACUCUUAGGACUACCGAAUUCCCCGAAAUCGGGUAUAGCGUGUACGGAGAGCAACGAUCACGACGUGUUUCGAUUCACGGACGACAACGACAGCGUGGAACCGUCUACCCCAACCACGGUUCCGGAGAAGGUCAAAGAGAAAAAGAAAAAGAGAAAGAAGUCGAAAGAGGAGCGUAGUCGAAAGGAUUACCACCAUCAUCACCACCAUCACCAUCAUCAUCACGAAAAGAGUGGCGAGUUACCGUAUCUGGGCGCAGAUCCUAGUCCUCCAAGGGCCAGCAGUCCGAUAAUUACCAAGACAAUGUCGCCUACUCUGCCUACACCCAGAGACACGUUGCUCAGUCCAAUCCCGCAGGUUACGUCCAGCGUGACGACACCAUCGAUGACUCCGCCGGUGAGUGGCGGUAUUCAGACCUCGAAAGCGGAAAAGAAGAAGGACAAGUUCAUACCUGGCUUUGGUAUCGAGAUCGACGAGGCCAUUCAUGAGAACGCGGUAAAGAGCAUCUCUGAGCCGGAAGAACGCGAGAACAGUUGUCAGUCGCGAAGCGGUAGGGAGGAACCAGACGUGACUGCGCCGACGACACCACCCGCGCAGACCGAAGACAAGCCUAGGGUCGCCAUCUCGCAGGAAGAGACCGAGGACGCCGUCGCCGCGUUGCUGGAGGAGACUUUCGGAGGGUCUACCGAAGAAUUCUCCUACGAAGGCGAGGAAGAGGACGCGGAAGCGGACGACACGGUUGGUCCAGCAACGGAGGCGCCCCAAGAGGACGUCGAAGAAAUGCAACAGGCUGUCGAAAGUUUGAACGCCUCCGCCGGAGAAGGCGAAACGGACUUGAAACCAGACACCCCUCAGAGCGAGCACGAUCUUCAGAUAGACACCGACACGGAAGAGGAUCCGAAUUACGAAUCGUUCGACUUGACGCAGCCACCGAAAACGCCAGACAUUCCGUCGUUCUACAAAUCUCCCACAAAGACUGUAAACACCAUCACGCCAUCUCUAGCCGCGGCGGAGAAGUCGGCCGAGACUCGAAUAACCUCUGUACCCGUGAAACCACCGAGUCCACCCACGUCCGUGAUCGCCCAUUCGUGGAACUUGAACGAGAAGCCUCGAGAGGUUGUUAAACCCGUGCCAAUUGAAUCUGUCGACACAAACAUCAGCGUGGCCAGUCCCGAACGAUUGACCCCUCAGGCUCAUCGGGUCACGACCCCUCCAUCGCCGCAGUACAAACAGCCUGGUCUGGGUCCGUGCAGCGUUCCAAUCGCCAGCGAAACACUCAGAAUUGCCGCAGCUAGCCCCAGACCACCUGCCAUUAGUGUGCAACCGUUGUAUCAGAAGCUUCCUGUCUCGCCGCAAUCGCAAAUGAUACCGAUGCGUCAAGCUUCACCGAGGAUGCAGAAUAUAUCCACGGUAUCAGCGUCGACCGCUUCCAAUCUGACUCCUCUGCCUCCAUUGGUUCCAUCCAGGAUACCACCUUUGGUACCGUCACAGUUGUCGCCGAGAAUCUCGCAGCCGUCAUCCCCUAACGGACAAUGGUCCCGAAAUCCAUCUUUGAGUCCACAUAUGCCCAAUGUUGGUAAACCAUCGCCACCGCCGCCGAGAAUAGCAGUCAGUGUUUCCGUGUCAGCCCACAGGCCGGAUACACCAGCGCAACAGAUUUAUUCUACCGCGGCUACCCAACAGCCGGUCAUUCAACAUGCUCCGGGUAUGAGGGCUCUGGUGCCCAGUUAUCCAAGAGGAGGCUUGCCACCGUUAACGCUGAAUAUUCCACACCGUCCGUACAUGCCUGUGAAGAGCUCCAGGGAUUCAGCUCUGGGAGGUAAAUCGGUCAUCGAGACGCUGCUCCCGGUGAAUCCCAACGAGCCCUCGCAGCGUUUAGAAGAGCCUAAAUUGUCGCCAGCAGUGAUACCCGAACCGACGAACAAAGCGUCGACGUCUCCGAAAGUUCCUUCGCCGAAUCAACCGCCCACGUAUAUUCCAGAAACAGCGAAGAUCGAGAUUAACGCUAGCACGUCGAGUCCGGUGUUCGGGAAACCAACCACAGUGGCGGACACAUUGACGUCUAGGUCACAGAAACAGAUUACCGGUCCCAUCACUACUGAUAAUAAUUUGUUGUCGCCCAGACAGAAGCAGGAAAUGUCGAGUCACCAGCUGUUGACCACCCAUGUGCCGCGAUCGUCAACACCCAGUCCGGUUAUAGUCGCUCAUGGGCAACCCCAUUUGGUUCAUAAGUCUGUCGUACAUAGCAUCGGAGCUUCGACAGUUGCUGGAGCUAAUCAGCCGCUGAUUAAGACGGUCGUGCCGAUAGUUCCGCAGCAAACUGCACCCACGGUCGCAGUUUCGUUGCCCGAAGAGAAAUGUGUCAUCACGCAGACGUCGUUGCCUUUGAGUAGCCAGAAACACUCACCAGUGUCGCAGAGCAGUCAGCUUCCGAAAUCACACAUUCCUCUUGUGUCCACUGUCUCACAGGCCAUUAUCAGCCGAGCCGUACCCACCACUGUCUCUUCGAUAUCAUCGCCUAUAGUGACCGAGCAAAGUAAAGUCGAAUGCCUAGAAUCACGAAUGACACCUGAACGGGUAUUGGAGUUAGAUCCGAACGCUCAAAUCGCGCAAACAGCUCAGCCCAUGCAGCUCACACCGCCUAUUCAACCGACCCAACCGAUGGACAUUAUCAAGGACGAGCCUACCGAAGUGAAACACGAAGAGCCUACGAUGAAAGAGGAGUUCCCUAAGAUCGAAUCAACUGAAUUCUCUCUGAACCAGCCAGUGAACGUCGAUCUGAAACCGAAGAUAGAGUCACAGGAUCUGAUUAAAUCGGAGAAGAUCAUUCCAAAGACAGAAGUCACGGACAAUCUGGUUCCCAAAAUAGAGAUCGAAACGCCUGUGAAAGUGGAGCCGGUGAACGAAAUCAAAGAGGAGGACAUCGUGAAAGAGACCGAAGAAGUGAACACCGAGGAGGAACCAGUAGAAGAUCCACUGAAAGAACCAAUCACGGAUCCACUUGCCAUCGACGUGUCCAAGGAAGAUCCAGCGGAUAGCAAAGAAGACAGCGAUUACUGUGACGCUCUUUGCGACGGCGAGGGUAACGACGGCGACGAGGAGACUCAACAUGGCCCGAGCAUAAACAACGAGAUCCAGGAACAGCCGAAAAGCGAGCCUGAAUGGUUUAACACGGAGGUUGUGGAGAGCGAGAAUAAGAAGAACUUCGCGACGAACGAUGAUCAGGACGAAGGCGUGGAGACGUGCGAGAGUGAGUCGACGAAAAGUCGUCGUGGUAGGAUGAAGACCCGUCGAGGAGUCAGCAACCGUGGUGGCGUCACCACCAGACGAAGCGUCAGGAAUACAACCACCGUUUCGCACAAACGAGGCGGCAGAACGCCGAGAGGAAGCAAGCACCACGUGGAGAAGAAUAAACUGCCAGCGGACGUUUACGAGUUCCAUGAUGACAGCGAAGAGGACAACGCUGGACGUCCACGGUUAAUUCUCACCAUCAAGUCACCUGUACCGAACUUGACCGGUCCCAAUACGCAGCCAGCGACACCCAUAGCUGCGGUUAAAGAGGUUCCACCGGAAGAGUUCGUCUCCCCAGCUGCGAACACGAGGAAGUCCAAGAGACUGGCCGAAAGGGACGGCAGUAGGAACACUAUCGACGAUGUCAUCGAGGACGUGGUGCGAGGAUCGGCGGCGAACAAGGGCUUGGUUGGUAAUGCAGGCAGCGUUCAUGCUACCAGGCGAAGUACUAGACAUAACAAUACACCUCGAACCGUACAAACCACGGUGCAACUGACAGAGCCUCGAAAGUCACCGCGAGCAACGCGAAAAUCAAUACGAAGAACAUCCGAGAACAAUGACGACAGUAGCGAGGAAAAGAUCAAAGACGUGCCACCAGCACCGCAGGAGAUACAGAAUAAGGAGGAGAGUGUUCCCCCUCGAGUUGAAGCUCCGAAGACAGAGGAAACGAGUCCGCCUGUUCCGUCACCGAUCCAGAAACCAGUUUCUCACGAACCAAUGACGCUGAUCGAUCCGGUAACUGGAAUGUUAAUACCAAUGAGAGAAUCGGAAGAAGGUCAAUAUAUACCAGUCUCGACGAGUUCUGGUCAGAUAACCGUGACCAGGACCACGUGUGACGCGAGAACCACUCCUGGAAUGAUCAUCGCCAGUUCAACGGCCGAAAUCGUAAGACCUAAACCACUUCAACCGGAGAAUCUUACUGUUUCUGAAGAACCGAAGAAGGAGCAGCCUGCAGAAUCAGUUCCUAGUCAACCAAUUAAACCAAUUCAACCAAUUCAACCAAUUCAACCAAUUCAACCAAUUCAACCAAUUCAACCAAUUCAACCAAUUCAACCAAUUCAACCAAUUCAACCAACUCAACCAAUUCAACCAACUCAAGCAAUUCAACCAACUCAACCAAUUAAACCAACUCAACCAAUUAAACCAACUCAACCAAUUAAACCAACUCAACCAAUUAAACCAAGUCAACCAACACAAGCAACUCAACCAAUUAAAGCAACUCAAGCAACUCAACCAACACAACCUACUCACACAAUUCAACCGAUUCAACCUCAGACCAGUGUGAUUACCAAACCACAAUCUCCAGCGGUCCAGGUCACUUCUGCGGUCAGCAUGAUUCAAACAGCAAUAACAACAACAACUGUCACGUCUGUAGUCACGACAACAGUAGCAAUACCGCAGACGAUAUCCACUUGUACGACGCAGUCUAAGCCUACCAGUCUCAAGGCUCAUGUCCUGAACGCCAGUAAAUUAGCCACACCUGUACAACAACCGAUCAUCACCAAACCGACUGUCCCGAGCAUACCUAGUCAGUCGGUGGUACAAAAUAUGGUUAAGCCAACGCAAACGGUGCAAGGUCUGCAUUUGCAAAUACCCAGUAGAGUUGUGUCACCUAACUUGAGUCCACGUGCGAAGCACCCACCACAGAGUCAAGGUCAACCAAUGUCGCCAGUAUUGAAUAACACUGGGGUUCCACCGAAUCCUAAGCAACAUCUUCUACAAGCGGCUAAACAACAACAGGCGUCUACAAUAGUGAAUCUCCCUCAGAAAUUACCCAUGAAUGUUCACCCAGCUAAUGUAACAACACCACCAACACCGAGGAUUCAUCAACCGGUGACACAACCCGCAGCUUUAAAAGGCAUCAAUGGUCAACCUCAUCCUCUGAAUCCAAAGGCUCAUUUGCUGCAAGCUGUAGUUCCACCGAUAGUUGCCGGAGCUGUGGCAAGUCCACCUACCCAGCCACAUCUAAUGACUCCUCAACCUGUUGGCGUGAGCUGUUCUAGACCACCUGCACCAAAACCACCGGUAACGGGGACGAUGGAACCACCAAAAGUUGAAGUUUCUAUGUCUGGCUGCAUCAUGGUACCAACCGCAAGCCCACAGGCACGUGGAGUACCAAUAUCAUCAUACGAAGGGCCACUGUUGAUAAAUGGUUGA